CGGUUCACACCGGAAACGGGUCCCCGCGACGUGCUGGUCCCGGAGAGAAGGCGCGCACGGUUUCCCAUCGCAGACCAGCCCUCGGGUCACGUGAUCCGCCGCGAUCCACGACAGCCGACGGGACAAAUCACAACGCUUCACGCGCCCCGCGAGCAUCCCUCUCUUCUCCGCGCGGCCCGCCGACUGCAGCCGGUGUGUGUCUGUCUGUCUGUGUGUGUGUGUGUUUAGCAGACGGUUUUUGUGUUGUUUCACAGCAAGUCCGUGUUUGUUUCUCAGCAAGCUUUGUGUAGUUUUGUUUGUGUGCGUUUCGCUGUGAAAGUGAAACUCCGCCAUAUUCGGCGCACCACGCCCGGAGGAAGGACUCGCCGCCGCGUCUCUCUCCUCAAGUUUGUUGCACGAACUUGAUUCCGUCCGAACACGCGAGGAGAGCAACGAGGAGGAAUGACGCUGAGCUCCGUGGGCGCUUGCUGCCUGAGCCCGGAGGCCAAGGAGGCUCGCAGGAUCAACGAUGAGAUCGAGAGGCAGCUCCGCCGGGACAAGAAGGACUCCCGGCGGGAGUUCAAGCUCCUUUUGCUCGGAACCGGCGAAAGUGGGAAGAGCACCUUCAUCAAGCAGAUGAGGAUCAUCCACGGCCGCGGAUACUCUGACGAGGACAAGAGGGGCUUCACGCGGCUCGUCUACCAGAACAUCUUCACAGCCAUGCAGGCCAUGAUCCAGGCCAUGAGCACGCUGAACAUCCCCUACAAGUACGAACAGAACAAGGAAAACGCCGGCCUCGUCCGCGUGGUCGACGUGGAGAGGGUCACGACGCUGAGCAACGUUUACGUGGACGCCAUCAAGUGCCUGUGGAGCGACCCUGGGAUUCAGGAGUGUUACCAUCGCAAGAGGGAAUACCAGCUGUCCGACUCGGCCAAAUACUACCUGAACGACCUGGGACGGAUUGCUGAUCCGGGUUAUCUGCCGACGCAGCAGGACGUCCUGAGGGUCCGGGUGCCCACGACGGGGAUCAUCGAGUACCCCUUUGACCUGGAGGACGUGAUCUUCAGGAUGGUGGAUGUGGGCGGCCAGCGGUCUGAGAGGAGGAAGUGGAUCCACUGUUUUGAGGAAGUCACGUCCAUCAUGUUUCUGGUGGCGCUCAGCGAGUACGACCAGGUUCUCGUCGAGUCCGUCAAUGAGAAUCGCAUGGAGGAAAGCAUGGCCUUGUUUCGUACGAUCAUAAACUACAAGUGGUUCGAGUCAUCCUCGGUCAUGUUGUUCCUCAACAAGAUCGACUUACUGGAAGAGAAGAUUAUGCACUCCCAUCUGGUAGACUACUUCCCCCAAUAUGAUGGCCCCCAGCAGGACGUCAAGGAAGGAAAAGAAUUCAUCUUAAAUAUGUUCGUCGCUCUCAACCCGUACGCGAAGAAGAUCAUCUACUCCCACUUCACCUGCGCCACAGACACGGACAACAUUCGCUUCGUGUUCAGGGCGGUGAAGGACCACAUCCUGCAGAUCAACCUGGAGGUCUACAACCUGGUCUGAAGGGCUGCUGCCGUCGGGCCGGGCUCUGUGCAGCCGGCGGUCCGCAGACCUCUGCCCGCUGAACACUACGAUCCACGGCAGGAAAAAUGGAGAAGCUGCGGAGCUCUCCGCCAAAUGACUACUGAUAUAUUUCAAAUUUCCCUGCGAGGAAGCGGACGUCUCCAGCUAUAACGAAGUGUGUCCUGACAAUUAGAGUGCUGCCUAAGUGGGGAGUCUAUUACAGCAUGCACUCUGGAAUUUAUGGAGCUCUUAAGGUUUUUCGAGCAGUAUCGAUAUAAAUGCACAUGGAUGAAUUAAGGGGGGAGGGGAGGGGGUUAUUUCCAUGGCCCCCGAAGCCUCCGAGGACUUGAUGUAAUGUAGCCGAGUUUCUCCUUCAGGGAAUCUUUGGAAAGUGACACGCUGCAAUGCAGCACCUCGCGUCACUACCCGAGCUGUUAAUAAUUGUUUUAUUUCACGUCAAAGUGGGUUAAAUACUCUAAACACUUAGUUUGUGUCUCGGCUUGAAGGCAAACCAGUAAUCAUUAACACUAAAAACACACAUGACGUUAUUCCAUAGCUGUUUGAGCUGAUGUUCUGUUGCACCUCACUUGUUUGGGUAUUAUUAUUUCCAUAACCUCAUUUUAAGUUUUAUAAGAAUUUGUACACUUACACUUUUGUCUUUGAUGGCAUUAUUCAAUCCUAAACCACUUUUAGUGAGCACAGCGUUAAUGUGUAUUUUAACCAGUACAAGUCUUUCUUUUGUUGAAGCUGCAGCAUCAAAGAUUCAUGCCGUUCGGGGACUAUGAGUGUUCUGUUUGGCUUGAAAACCAUUUGCUGUAAUAUCUGUAAAGCUUUUUGACAUUUUUACUAAUUUUUUUUGUCUGACUGCAUAUUGUAAAUAUCACGCGGUACGUUGGCGGUUUUCACCUUUGGUUCGCAUCAAGGUCCGUGUGGAGAGACUAAUCCCAAGAGACAACUGCUAUGUUCAAUUGUCUCUCCAUUUCACAUUUGAUCUUGUUGUUUUUUUUCUUUUUGUUUUUUCCUAAAUGCAUGACUAAAAAGCUAAUGAGAGCUAAUCCACGGCACGAAUGUUUACACGACCCCUUUCUUCCCGUCAGAAAUAAUCACAGCCUAAUUUAAGCAGUUUAAUUUAUGGUUAGCUUUCACUGCGAUAUCUUAAUGCGGCCUUAGUGUUGUUAAUGUGCUCGGAUAAAUAAACAGACAUUUGCUGCUCCGUU
Messenger RNA from Gasterosteus aculeatus aculeatus (three-spined stickleback), 2738 nucleotides. Its product is annotated as guanine nucleotide-binding protein G(q) subunit alpha. Gene Ontology annotation, biological process: adenylate cyclase-modulating G protein-coupled receptor signaling pathway. NCBI's taxonomy places the organism in Eukaryota, Metazoa, Chordata, Actinopteri, Perciformes, Gasterosteidae. Gene Ontology annotation, molecular function: guanyl nucleotide binding; G-protein beta/gamma-subunit complex binding; GTPase activator activity. The record is from RefSeq and is a predicted model, not a curated record. Gene Ontology annotation, cellular component: heterotrimeric G-protein complex; cytoplasm.